Emiliania huxleyi CCMP1516 is the source of this 309-nucleotide messenger RNA. RefSeq lists its product as hypothetical. The transcript has a single exon. NCBI's taxonomy places the organism in Eukaryota, Haptophyta, Isochrysidales, Noelaerhabdaceae. The record is from RefSeq and is a predicted model, not a curated record. The annotation marks the transcript as partial.
GCGCUAUGGCCUCUCCCCCACUCGCCGGAUCCUCUCUUUGACACACCUCUGCCCUCCCUCAGGCCGGCCAACCUGCAGCCAGCGGCCAAGGCGGUGGAGGUGGGCAGGCUGGUCCUCAAGGCGGCGGAGUGGUCGCCGCAGUCGCACGAGCUCUUCCCGACAGCGGCUCGCAAGCGGGCGGUCGAGGUGAUGCGGCUGGGCUACCUGAUCGCCUGGGACGAGGAGCGCUUCGACAGCCGCGAGGGAGCGGCUCCAGAGCUGGCGGACAUCUGGCGCGGCUUUGUGCUGCCAAGGGUGGUGGUGCGAUGA